Messenger RNA from Cyprinodon tularosa, 1289 nucleotides. Its product is annotated as granzyme B(G,H)-like. Lineage: Eukaryota; Metazoa; Chordata; Actinopteri; Cyprinodontiformes; Cyprinodontidae. Bases 78 to 818 code for a protein of 246 amino acids. The transcript has 5 exons. The record is from RefSeq and is a predicted model, not a curated record. Gene Ontology annotation, molecular function: serine-type endopeptidase activity. Gene Ontology annotation, biological process: proteolysis.
AAGGAGAGAAGAUAAGCUGUCGGAGCAAUCUGUCUCAGCUGCUCAGAGCUGUCGCUCCUCUAGACUGGGAUCCUGUCAUGCUGUCACACGAAAAAGCGGCAGUGCUGUUGCUUUUGCUAAGUUCUUGUGGUCCAGUUUAUCCAGGAAAAAUCACUGGAGGCCACGUGGUUGUGCCACACAGCAGGCCGUACAUGGUGCUGGUGGAGAGAACCAUGCCGAAUGGAGAUAUAAUCAACUGUGGGGGAUUCCUUUUGAAUGAGGACUUUGUAAUGACAGCUGCCCAUUGUAAAGCCAAGGAAUACUUAAUUUAUCUUGGGCUUCACGAUGUGGAUAAUAAGGACAAUGCGGAGCGCAUUACUGUGGAGCAAGCAUUUCCUCAUUCGCAUUUCAACAGUAACACAUAUAUCAAUGAUAUCAUGCUACUUAAGCUGAGCUCCAAGGCAAACUUUAGCAGUAAUGUGAAACCCAUUAAUUUGGCAAGCAACGAUGCUGAGGCUCUGCCAAAGUCAUGUAGUGUCUCCGGCUGGGGUAAAACAGAGGACAAUGGCUACCUUUCCCCAUUACUCAUGGAAAUCAAUAUAACAUUGAUUAAAAAUGAAACCUGCAAAAAGGAAAACUCAUACUGCUCACAGGGAAAGAAUGGACCAAAUGAAGGAGACUCUGGCGGUCCGUUGGUUUGUGAACCAGGACUAGCUUAUGGAGUGGUGUCGACUAUGUUGAAGCCACACGCAAAUGAGCCCCGUCUGUAUAGAUAUGCCCGAAUACCUGACUACAAAGGCUGGAUCAUCUCCACUGUAAAAGCAGCUAAAGCAAAAUAAUCAUAUACAUGCUACGGGGUUUCAUUGGGCCUUCACAUUUAUCUGCCAAAUAACUGAGUGGUAUUUAGGCCAAAAUACUUGGCCUAACAACAAGUGAUACAAUUUACUUGUUUAUAUUUCUGUUCUUCAUCAUGAGCAAAAAUCAGUGAAAAUAAAUAUACACUAUGUUGUUUGUUUUGUAUGCUUUUGUUUUCACAGUGAACUAAAACUAAAACACAAUACUGCUUCAUUUGAAGAUUCAAAAGUUAUUAAUAAACUUACCACACUUCCGGAAAUUAGAUUUAUGACCAAAAAAAAAAAAAAUCUAAAUUAUUGACCAUUAAGUUGAAUCUAUCCUUGCUGUCUUUUAGGCCUGUUCUAUACUGAUUAGCAAGAGUAAGAAUUAUGUGUUAUAAACAAACCUACAACCAGUUCAAUUCUGAUUAUCUUAUGAAUAGAUUGGGAUCAUUAUUAAUAUCGUUCUGGUUACUG